Micropterus salmoides (largemouth bass) is the source of this 3096-nucleotide messenger RNA. RefSeq names its product Yip1 domain family, member 5 (gene yipf5). Gene Ontology annotation, cellular component: membrane; trans-Golgi network. The record is from RefSeq and is a predicted model, not a curated record. The transcript is spliced from 6 exons. Lineage: Eukaryota; Metazoa; Chordata; Actinopteri; Centrarchiformes; Centrarchidae. Gene Ontology annotation, biological process: vesicle fusion with Golgi apparatus; endoplasmic reticulum to Golgi vesicle-mediated transport; regulation of ER to Golgi vesicle-mediated transport. Bases 124 to 894 code for a protein of 256 amino acids.
CUUAACGGCUUCCCGUCGGCUACGUAUCAUCCCCGGAAGGUUUUACCUUUCUCCUGACACGUAGCAACCGCAACCAAGUUGUUAGGGUUCUGGGUAGAUUUGUCAAACAUCACAGAGUGAGAGAUGGCAGGGUUUGACAAUUUCAACACAGACUUUUACCAGUCCAGCUACAGUGUAGAUGACCAAAGCCAGGGCGGCUAUGGCUACAGCAACGCUGAAAACUACAAUAAGCCAUACGGUCAGUAUGACUACUCCCAGCCCAUGGACUACUCUUCCCCAGGGAUGAUGCAACCCCAGCAGCCAUACACAGGACAAAUCUUCCAGCCCACACAAACCUACACCCCAUCCCCAUCACAAUCUAUGUAUAGUAGCAGCUUCGAUGAUGAGCCACCACUGCUAGAAGAAUUAGGAAUCAACUUUGACCACAUCUGGCAGAAGACUCUGACGGUGCUCCAUCCGCUAAAGGCAGCAGACGGCAGCAUCAUGAAUGAGACAGACCUGGCUGGCCCCAUGGUCUUCUGUUUGGCGUUCGGAGCAACACUUCUCCUGUCUGGUAAGAUCCAGUUUGGCUACGUGUACGGUAUCAGUGCAAUUGGCUGCCUUGGCAUGUACUGCCUACUCAAUCUAAUGAGUAUGACGGGCGUCUCCUUCGGCUGUGUGGCCAGCGUGCUGGGAUACUGCCUCCUCCCUAUGAUCCUCCUCUCCAGCUUUGGAGUCCUCUUGUCUUUACAGGGCAUGAUUGGAAUUAUACUAACGGCAGCAAUCAUUGGCUGGUGCAGUUUGUCAGCCUCAAAGAUCUUCAUCUCGGCGUUGGCCAUGGAUGGACAGCAGCUGUUGGUUGCUUACCCCUGCGCUCUCUUGUACGGGGUCUUUGCACUCAUCUCUGUCUUCUAAAAAAUAAAUAAAAUAACGAAUUAGAUAACUGCCUCCCCCCAGUUUGUGUAAUUCCAGUGUAUUGGCUAAUAACACUGUUAUUACAGAAAAUCAGAGCUCCUGUCUAAAUCGGCACCAAUUUUUUGUUGUUUAAUAAACCUCCACCUCUCACUAAAUUCGGACAUGACCAUCUGCAGGCUGGAGUGUAGUGUCUCGUCUGUAAUGUCUUCUCUCCACCUUGCACCCCCUCAUACAUUUAAAGGAGAGGACUGUCAAAUAACCUGGUGAAAAAUAACUCCUGUGGACCAAGUUGAGCCUUAAAUGGCAUAGUACAGUCAUGAUUUUUAAUGACACGAAGGGGAAGGAAGCGAGCAACUAGUUCACACAAGGGGAAGAAUUAAUUUGAACACAGAUGUGAAAAGGUUCUAAAUUUCCAAGAAGGGCCGAUAACCAACCCUCAGCAAAUGCUGCAGCCCCAUCUGGAGCCAGUGGAUACGCCACGUAUCAUGAUUUUUGCAAAAGCUGUUGCAAAACAGUAGAUGUUACAGCUGCAAGACUAAAGGAAACACCCACUUUCCUACAGUAUACUAGAAGACUACAGUAGCUCAUCCUACUUCUCCACAGAAACGGAAAAUGGGGGUCUGCACCUCGGCCUUCUUUUCUCCAGGGCCAUGGAUCUCAUCAUUUGCUCAUCACAGCAGUGAUCUGAUAUUUGAUGUAAGAACAUGUAAUAAAACUGUAUUGUUUUAUUAUAUUCUCUUAAAAAUUCAUUUGAGUUUUGAUGCCUUUCAAGAAGACAAAAAUACAUUUUGCACAAAAGCAUUGUUAUCAUUUUUAAAACCAAACGAAUUUGAUAAGACAUUGAGAAUUAAUGGUCUGAGAGAUACUGUACUGUGUAGGUACAAACAUGCCUCCAUAGGUUGUUGCUAUACUUUGCAUGCUUUCUUAAAUCUCACUUUGUAUGCUUAUGUGUCAUCUGUUUGUGUCUUCUCAUGCACAUUAAAGUUGUCUUUGAAGGUUAUUUGCCUUGUGCUAGUAAAAAAGGUACCUUGUAUGGUCAAGCAGAUAACUGUAAGAAGAGACUGAAAUAUUGAACUUGGCCUGUGGACCUAGAGCGGGCUGCUAUGACCGCUGGAAGAAGUGGGUGUAUGAUAUAUAAUGACGGUUUUCAACAACACGGGGAGAUUUUAUCACAGCUGGUUCGUAGUUCAAAGGAAAUAAUCCGCACACUGUGAUUCACACCAUUGCCAUUUUUAUUGAGUGCAGACAUUUCUUUGUAGAUUCACCCUAAGAACAUUUCCACUUCUCAAGUCAUCAGCUGCAAGUACUCUUAAAGGCUUUCUACCUCUCACAUGUGUUUAGGAUGGGUAUACUGUUAUUAGUUAAAUGUUUAUUUUCAUCAACUAGAGAGGAGUUAUUUACAUGUGCAUGUUUGUCAGUAAAACCAUCACCUUUACACCCUAGCACAAGGUACUGGAGCUAUUAACUCACAAGCUAAUAUAAAAGCACUGUAACUUGUUAACAAAUAGAGAAUGGAGUAAAUAUGACAACACAGAGAUCAGCUUUUAAAAUAAACUUGUGAGCAAAAACUUAGUGGCAUUACUGAAAAUCACAGACCAAACUUCUGCAGAGAUUAUUGUAUUGGAGGUUUGUCUGAUUUUGUCAUCUUGAUCAGUAAAACCAUAUGCCCUCAAGGUCAGUUGUAUUUGGCAGAAUAAUGAUCACAACUCUUCCUAUUCAUGACCUGGUGUGUGGAGGACACUGCUCCGCCACAUUGCUUUCUUAUUCUUUAAAUACAAGAGUUUUUAUGGUUAGAACACAUACAGUAGCUCUAUUUUUUUCUUCUCCCUUGUGAGUUUUCGUUGCUCUAACAUAUACAAAACACAUACACAGGGGGGCUCCUUAAAUGGAUGAUAACCCACUUAAGAUGAAUGAAUAAUUCAAAAAGGAAAAUGGAGUGCUUUUUCUGUUCCAACAAAUUCAACAUCAAGGAGAUACUUUGCAUUUCAAGCAAACCUAACAUGAGCAGUCUGCUCUCACAGGCCAUGCUCUCAUAUGGCUCAUAAUUGUUUAAAUAGAUGCAUCUUCUGUUUUGUAUAUUGAUUUACAUAGGAAGUAAACUUGUAUGUUGGUGUUAACUGCGUUCUUUUUAUGUAUGAAAGUGUUCAGUGUCACACUUUCACAGGGAUUAAUUUGGUUUCUGUCUAAAUAAAACAUUGCUUC